Dichomitus squalens LYAD-421 SS1 is the source of this 2412-nucleotide messenger RNA. RefSeq lists its product as uncharacterized. The transcript is spliced from 5 exons. The coding region runs from base 1 to 2412 and encodes 803 amino acids. Gene Ontology annotation, cellular component: GATOR1 complex. The record is from RefSeq and is a predicted model, not a curated record. NCBI's taxonomy places the organism in Eukaryota, Fungi, Basidiomycota, Agaricomycetes, Polyporales, Polyporaceae. Gene Ontology annotation, biological process: positive regulation of autophagy; TORC1 signaling; negative regulation of TORC1 signaling.
AUGAGCGAGACUCUCCUAUGCAUUCUCCUUGUGUCGUCCUCUGCGAAGGGAUCUAAUCUGGUCUAUCACUGGCCGCCUUCGUGCAAGCCGAUUCCUCGCCUCGCGCGCCCCCUUCCGACGAAUGACUUCCCCGGCGCGUUUGCAGACAACCCGUGGCGAGCCGCGAAUAGCCCAGACAACCCCACAGAGGACCCGUCAUGGCUAGAUACUGCCCUUGCACCCGAGGAUCUGACCGAGUAUUACUGGGAGAGACCCAGUGCGCGCCGCGAUAGGACCGCAUCCUUCACCCACCCUACUGCCUCGCACCCGACCUCGCGGCGCGCGUCGCCUUCCAAGGACGACAAGGCGAACCAUGACGGCGCGCACCUCGGCCAAGGACUAGGGAGCCCCUGUGACGAAUAUGACAACCUCCUUGGCUUCUCUGCGGAAUUCCUCGCGCAGGUCCUCUGUCCCCAAAGGUCCAUGUGCCAUCAGAAGUUCGAGCUCAUCGUGGACGACCUCGCGUUUAUCGGGCAUCCAGUAUGCGCGGAUUCUGACGGUGGAUGGAGGUUCAAGCAGGAAAAGGCGAAGGCCGCUGCUCGUGGACGUGGGUCUAAGAAGGGACAGUCCCCAGCUAACGAAGAAAAGACCCUCACGCCGGAGAGGAUGGAAAGGGGGGAACUGAACGACGGUAGCUUAGGACGUAACGGCCGUCUUCUGCCACCAGAUUCUGGCGGUAUGCAGACGUUCCACUUCGUUAUCGUCUUGGACCUCCCAGACCCGUCUUCCUCUGCUUCCGGAAACAUAGCGAAGUACUUCGACACCAUAUAUGAACAGAUUGCGUUUAAAGUGACUGCUGUUCUGUAUCAGGAGCAGGUCAUCAGCAGAUACGUGGAGACCGAGUGCGAUCUGCUGAGCUCGCUCAGGGAUGACUUCGCAAACCGAGGAGAAUCGUAUGCAGAUUUCGUGUACGAAGCCUUGAAAAUAUCUACCAUCGCACCAGCUAUGAAGACGCUGUAUGAGUCUAUCAAGGAUAAUACCAUCGCCAGCGUAACCCUCAACGACCUCCCUCUCGAGCUACAACUGCCCCCAUACCUCGACUCCCUCCUCCAUGCCAUCGAAGACGUCGAUUGCGAGGGCGACAUUGCCGACGAGUACAGUGAGCCGAACGCAUGGGGUCCUGAGAUGAGCUUCGCGUGGAGGCUGCCCGCGCUCACGCCCUGGAAAGCCCUCCUGCGCAUCGACGACGAAGACGACGAGCAGGGGUACCAGCUAUAUAUGCAGCUACGCGCGGCGCAGCUCCAUCCCGAGGAGCGGGAGCUCGCGGAGCAGCUCAUAAGGUUCAUCGACUUGGCCUCAGUGAUGCUGAGCCUAGCGGAGAUGGCGAGCUUGCUCGACUGGCACUUGGAGUCGCAGGUAUAUCCUGCUGUGCGCUGGCUCGUGUUGCACCGGCGUGCAAAGAUCGUGGACGUCGUUCACCCCAGCCUGAAGACGGUGUUCUCGGUCCCUCAGAGGUUCCCUUCGCCGCUCGCGACACUCUCCGAGGAAUUCUCAAAGCGCUUUGCCCAAGCAGACGUCCCGCCUCUCCCCAAACUCCUCGCAAUGAUCUCCACCGCGACGCAUAAGCAGACCACGAACCAUUUCUACGCGACCGUCGUGAAGUCCAAGGAGUACAUCCCCCUCUACGUCGACGUUGUGCUCUGGAUGCUCAAGCGCGAUCUCCUCAUCCGCCUCCACCUCCGCAUCCGCAUCAUCGCCACCGAGGAGCUCAAAAAGCGCGUCCGGCAGAGAUGGGAGGAGCACGUUGCACGUAAGCGGUCCCGCUCGCGCCCGCGCAGUAUCAGUCGCACCCGCGCUAGUCGGCGGAGGGGCAGCGAGAGCAACAGCCGUGACCUCGGGCGCGAAGACGACACGGGUGAGAAGGCGGGCCUGAACUUGGAGACUGUGUCGGAAUCGAGCCCUGUCGAAUACUGGGUGUCGCUGUCGCCCAAAACGAUGCGGAAGCAGACGCGGCGGGGGGCGGAUGAGCAUGGCAAGCCCGCGGACGGGGCGCGCGAAGAGGGCGACGGGGAGGAAGAAGACACAGAGCGGCACGAGCGCGAGAAGCACGACGAUCUCGAUGAGGAGUUCUUGUCGAGCAGCGCGGACGAGACGAAGUGGGAAGAGUACUACCAGAACGGCGGCAACGACAACAUCCCGUCCAUGAUCAGCGACCCUGCGCGCGCGACGCCGCUCGAGAGGAGGUGGCUUGCGGGAAUGUCAGAAGGAAAGGAGCCGCAUAUAGUCAGGCGCUUCGAGCGCAUUCACCAGUACUUUGAUGGCAAGUGCUCGGACGACGAAAUCCUAUACAGUGCAGAAAUAUCGCGCAAGCAGCUCCGAGAAGUGCUCCACCACUACGAAGAAUACUUACAAACGUUUCUCCAUCCGUCAUAA